AUGUCCCUAUCAAUCGACCCACGCAUCUCCAAUAUCCACCCCUUCUACCGUAUAUUCCUCCUCUACAUCGAACCCAUUCUCGCCCUAUCCGGCGCCUACCUCGCACUAUUUCACCCCGCCAAAUUCCUCCUCGGCACCGCUCCAUCCUCCCUAUCUACCCCCUUCAUUCCCCUCACCCUCACCACUCCCAUUUCCACAUCCACACCACAACCACAACCCAUAGACCCCGUGAUACAAUUUCUCUCCGCCAAUAUAGGCGCUCUCUAUAUCCUAUUCGCAAUCAACGAAGCUAUUGUACUACGACUCACGCGCGACUACUCGGUAUGGAAAGUUGUGGUGUUCGCUAUGCUCGUGUGUGAUGUAGGACAUAUUUGGGGGGUUUAUCAGGCGGAUCCGACGGGGAGUUUGGAGGUGAUGCGGUGGACGAUGGAGGAGUGGAUUAAUAAUGGGAUUUUGGCUUUUGGGGCGGUCUUGAGAAUUGCUUUCUUGGGGGGAGUUGGAUAUAGAAAGUGA
Messenger RNA from Sclerotinia borealis F-4128, 513 nucleotides. NCBI's taxonomy places the organism in Eukaryota, Fungi, Ascomycota, Leotiomycetes, Helotiales, Sclerotiniaceae. The record is from the annotation of a GenBank genome assembly.